Anguilla anguilla (European eel) is the source of this 3288-nucleotide messenger RNA. RefSeq lists its product as uncharacterized. Lineage: Eukaryota; Metazoa; Chordata; Actinopteri; Anguilliformes; Anguillidae. The record is from RefSeq and is a predicted model, not a curated record. The transcript has 18 exons. The coding region runs from base 115 to 3054 and encodes 979 amino acids.
AAUUCUUGAAAAAAUACCAUUGGUAGACACAGCUCUUCAUAGAGCUACUAUAACUUCUGCAUUUGUGAAGCUCUCUUUCUCACUGCUAUCUUUAAUCAGUGUCCCAGAAAACAGAUGAUGAUCCUCAAAGAACAAAUUUAUGGAAAAUUAAGGAUGAAGGGGGUCACAGUAAUUAUACUGACUGGAAUCCUAGCUUUGGGACAAUGUGAGGACCAUGAACAUACACUAGAGAAUGUGGCCCUGAGGGGAAAGGCUUCACAGUCAUCACAGUAUAAUUGUUUAGCUGAAGCCAGGAAUGCAAUUGACGGCAGACGUGACUCAGAAUAUACCUCUGGAUCCUGCACGCACACUAAAAUCCAGGAUGACCCCUGGUGGAGAGUGGAUCUGCUCAAUGUAUACAGCGUGACCUCAGUGACCAUCACUAACAGAGGAGACUGCUGCAGUGAGAGGAUCAAUGGGGCUCAAAUACGCAUUGGGAACUCAAUGGAAAACAAUGGAAACAACAACACAUUGUGUGCUGUGGUGUCCACCAUCCCAGCAGGAAAGUCCAUAACUUUUCAGUGUCAUGGAAUGGAGGGGCGCUAUGUCAAUGUCUUCCAGCCAGGAAGCUCUGAAGUCCUAACUCUAUGUGAGGUGGAAGUCAAUGCAAGCUCUGUUCCUGGGAACAUGGUGAUGGAUCCAGUGACCAGUGAUGGAGAUGAAUUCACAGAGCCAAAGUGUCGAGUUACAACACCAGAUAAUGCAGCAACUGGUGGAAAAGCAACUCAGUCUUCAACUCAACAUUAUGGUGGUGCAGACAGGGCCAUUGACAGAAACCGCAGCCCAUUGUAUGAUGCUCAAACCUGUACUCACACUACAGUUGAAAAAAACCCCUGGUGGAGAGUGGAUCUCCUUAGAAAACACAGAGUCACCUCAGUGACUGUCACUAACAGAGCGGACUGCUGUGCUUCCAGGCUGGACGGAGCAGAGAUCCGUGUAGGGGACUCUUUGGAAAACAAUGGCAAUGACAACCCAGUCUGUGCUGGGAUUUCCCACAUAAAAGGAGGGGAAUCUGUCACCUUCCAGUGCCAUGGGAUGGAGGGACGCUAUGUUAACGUGUUCCUCCCUGGGAGAGAGAGGGUCUUGACUCUUUGUGAGGUGGAGGUGGACGCCAAUGUGAUUCAUAAUGAGAAUGUGGCCCUGAGGGGAAAGGCUUCACAGUCAUCACAGUAUAAUUGUUUAGCUGAAGCCAGGAAUGCAAUUGACGGCAGACGUGACUCAGAAUAUACCUCUGGAUCCUGCACGCACACUAAAAUCCAGGAUGACCCCUGGUGGAGAGUGGAUCUGCUCAAUGUAUACAGCGUGACCUCAGUGGCCAUCACUAACAGAGGAGACUGCUGCAGUGAGAGGAUCAAUGGGGCUCAAAUACGCAUUGGGAACUCAAUGGAAAACAAUGGAAACAACAACACAUUGUGUGCUGUGGUGUCCACCAUCCCAGCAGGAAAGUCCAUAACUUUUCAGUGUCAUGGAAUGGAGGGGCGCUAUGUCAAUGUCUUCCAGCCAGGAAGCUCUGAAGUCCUAACUCUAUGUGAGGUGGAAGUCAAUGCAAGCUCUGUUCCUGGGAACAUGGUGAUGGAUCCAGUGACCAGUGAUGGAGAUGAAUUCACAGAGCCAAAGUGUAGAGUUACAACACCAGAUAAUGCAGCAACUGGUGGAAAAGCAACUCAGUCUUCAACUCAACAUUAUGGUGGUGCAGACAGGGCCAUUGACAGAAACCGCAGCCCAUUGUAUGAUGCUCAAACCUGUACUCACACUACAGUUGAAAAAAACCCCUGGUGGAGAGUGGAUCUCCUUAGAAAACACAGAGUCACCUCAGUGACUGUCACUAACAGAGCGGACUGCUGUGCUUCCAGGCUGGACGGAGCAGAGAUCCGUGUAGGGGACUCUUUGGAAAACAAUGGCAAUGACAACCCAGUCUGUGCUGGGAUUUCCCACAUAAAAGGAGGGGAAUCUGUCACCUUCCAGUGCCAUGGGAUGGAGGGACGCUAUGUUAACGUGUUCCUCCCUGGGAGAGAGAGGGUCUUGACUCUUUGUGAGGUGGAGGUGGACGCCAAUGUGAUUCAUAAUGAGAAUGUGGCCCUGAGGGGAAAGGCUUCACAGUCAUCACAGUAUAAUUGUUUAGCUGAAGCCAGGAAUGCAAUUGACGGCAGACGUGACUCAGAAUAUACCUCUGGAUCCUGCACGCACACUAAAAUCCAGGAUGACCCCUGGUGGAGAGUGGAUCUGCUCAAUGUAUACAGCGUGACCUCAGUGACCAUCACUAACAGAGGAGACUGCUGCAGUGAGAGGAUCAAUGGGGCUCAAAUACGCAUUGGGAACUCAAUGGAAAACAAUGGAAACAACAACACAUUGUGUGCUGUGGUGUCCACCAUCCCAGCAGGAAAGUCCAUAACUUUUCAGUGUCAUGGAAUGGAGGGGCGCUAUGUCAAUGUCUUCCAGCCAGGAAGCUCUGAAGUCCUAACUCUAUGUGAGGUGGAAGUCAAUGCAAGCUCUGUUCCUGGGAACAUGGUGAUGGAUCCAGUGACCAGUGAUGGAGAUGAAUUCACAGAGCCAAAGUGUAGAGUUACAACACCAGAUAAUGCAGCAACUGGUGGAAAAGCAACUCAGUCUUCAACUCAACAUUAUGGUGGUGCAGACAGGGCCAUUGACAGAAACCGCAGCCCAUUGUAUGAUGCUCAAACUUGUACUCACACUACAGUUGAAAAAAACCCCUGGUGGAGAGUGGAUCUCCUUAGAAAACACAGAGUCACCUCAGUGACUGUCACUAACAGAGCGGACUGCUGUGCUUCCAGGCUGGACGGAGCAGAGAUCCGUGUAGGGGACUCUUUGGAAAACAAUGGCAAUGACAACCCAGUCUGUGCUGGGAUUUCCCACAUAAAAGGAGGGGAAUCUGUCACCUUCCAGUGCCAUGGGAUGGAGGGACGCUAUGUUAACGUGUUCCUCCCUGGGAGAGGGAGGGUCUUGACUCUUUGUGAGGUAGAAGUAAAUGGAAGCGCUGUUCUCAAUGGCGCCUGAGGCUGGGAUCCCCACGACAGCGAGAGAGAGAGCACGUACAGGCUGUGGGAAAGGCUGAAAAGUGACCGUGUUUAAUUUCAUUUAUUUGGUCUUUGUUGUUUUAGUUUAUUGUUUUUGCCCAGAUCCUGUGAGGGUGACAGGCGAAGGUUUUUGCAUUUGUUUGUGCUCAAGUGUGCUUAUAUUCUCUUUCUCGCUAUUUGAAUAAAAUGCCAGAGUUAUCCGGAAUCCCCACAU